AUGAACGCAAACGCACUGCGGGCGUACAUUAGGGCAAAAGGGGAAGAAACUGGAUGUAUGGCGUAUCGGGCUCGGAUGCAUCGCUUUUUUGCAGAGCUGGAGCCAUCUCUAUCCGUCACUAAGCAAAACCUGGCAGACCGAGUUCGGUACAUCUUGCGCUCCAACAUAUUUGGUGACGCCGAACUCGAACGACUACGACGUGAGGCUAUUCCUUCAUCGAAUGGAAAUCCUACGGCUGGGAAUGCGGUGCCACUAGAUGCGCAACAAACUGCAUGUGUGGAUGCUGCCAUCAAUAUUCCAUUUGUGGCUAAUUCAGACGAUGAUGGAAUAGUCUCCCACGAACUAGAGAAAAUGAGGAGCAUAUUGGAAGAGUCGAUGCUGGAAACGCGCAGCAUGCCUCUCGAAAUCGGGAUUUCGUGCGGGCUCUUAACCCAAUGCUGGUGA
Parnassius apollo (apollo) is the source of this 444-nucleotide messenger RNA. The record is from the annotation of a GenBank genome assembly. Lineage: Eukaryota; Metazoa; Arthropoda; Insecta; Lepidoptera; Papilionidae.